AAAGCGGCAGGAAUGGCGCCUUGUGGGAAACACUAUAAGUCGGUACGGGAUUCUGCCAUUUUUGCGGUGAAGUGUUCCUUGGCAGUGGCACUCGUCGCUACAUACCUCGCGAACGUAGCACUGGGCGAAGGGUACAUGACAACAGCGGGCACCAUACGACACGACAAGAAAGCUGGCCGGCUGCCCGACAGACACAAGGUCUACGACUGCCUUAACAAGUGCGACAAGAAUCCACCCUGCGCGUGCGUCAGGAUAUCGAACACCAAGAAGUAUUCUUGUGAUCUACUGACACCUUUCCCACAUGGCAAGCCCCUCAUGCCUAAGGGAUACGUUUACUACGCUGCGAAUCGAUACAAGGACACGCUGUACAAUGAGACCGGCACGGGUGUCAACUAUGCGUACAAGAAGAAGACACAGCAAAGUUCUACGUACGAGCUGUACGGUAUCCAGUACACGUCGGACAAGGCGGUGGACGGGUCGCACAACACGGACGGCCUGAAGCCGCCCUACUUCGCCCACACACUCGACUCCUACUGGAACGAGCUGUUUCCGUGGUGGAUGGUGGACCUGUCCGAGGAUAUCACCGUCACCGGCAUACGCAUACGCAACCGCAAGGAGUGGGGAGACAGGCUGCACGACUUCGACGUGCGCGUGGGUCCGUUACCCAUCACAGCUGAAUACAACGACGUGCCGUUCAAAGGAAACACGCGCUGCCACUACCACGAGAAGGGCGGUAUCGAAGACGAAGCGCUGGUGUUCCUCGAGUGCAAGCCGUGCCCCGUCAGAGGCCGCUACGUCAGUAUACAGAUCACCCAGAACUGCACAGAUUGCCAAGAGCCGCUAAAGAACGUCCUGCAGCUCGCUGAGGUCGAGGUGUUCGGCCUGCCGUAAAUUUCCUACAAGACUUGCUCUCAGGGCCGUGGUUGUUUGACAUUACUUCAUCCAUUGCGCAUGCGCGUUUCUGUGCAUGUUUUGAUGUUGCUUGAGUUCGUUGAA
Molecule: messenger RNA, 996 nt
Organism: Rhipicephalus sanguineus (brown dog tick)
Lineage: Eukaryota; Metazoa; Arthropoda; Arachnida; Ixodida; Ixodidae
Exons: 7
Coding region: 13-891 (292 amino acids)
Source: RefSeq, a predicted model, not a curated record